AUGUAUAAUUAUAUAUAGAGAUCGAAUUCUCGAUCACAUUCUAAGCAACAUAUAUACUUAUUUGUCAACCACACCAAUGGAUUAUAUAUAUCUAUAACCCAUUUAAUAUCCUUUUUUCUUAUAUUAGGAACGACCAUUUUUGCUUAUUGUUCUCUUUUCAUGCCUCAAGUUUCCCUACUUUUCUGAAUCCUCCGUAAUGGCCAACAAGGACUAUGGAAACAACAAGAGAUCAGUUUGUGAGACAUCAAUGUUGUUGGUGGCAAACAUCAUCAGAUUAUCAUCUCUAAGAUUUUCUGGCCACAGUUUCACAAAAAAACUUACACCUCCUCAUCAAGAGGAACCAAUCCAUGUACCUACGGUGGGCAAAGGCAACGAAUCUUCGGUUUCUAAAUUUUACAUUAGUGGAAGAACACAUGAACCGGAGAGGAUCAACAUGCCUCGUUCCUACCUAACGAAACCACCAAAGGAGGAUCCAACAACCUAUGUGCAUCAAGCACAAGACGAUGUUGACGUCAACGCUGAGAACUAUAUCAGCCAUAUUCGUGGAAAGAUAAGGAAUGAUGCUAAUGUUCAUCAUUGAUACAAAGUGAAAACGCUUUUCUCUAAUUCUCUUGUAUAGUCAAGUAGAUUUUGCACUUUUAAUGAUUUAUUGUGUAAAGCUAUAUUAAUUAGCUAGCUUGCCCAUGUUUCGUUUUCUGUUCAAAAGAUCAAUAAAAAAAAGUGUAGUUUUAAUUCUA
Cajanus cajan (pigeon pea) is the source of this 737-nucleotide messenger RNA. Lineage: Eukaryota; Viridiplantae; Streptophyta; Magnoliopsida; Fabales; Fabaceae. The record is from RefSeq and is a predicted model, not a curated record.